Ornithodoros turicata is the source of this 2302-nucleotide messenger RNA. RefSeq names its product NAD-dependent protein deacylase-like. The record is from RefSeq and is a predicted model, not a curated record. Gene Ontology annotation, molecular function: protein-malonyllysine demalonylase activity; NAD+ binding; histone deacetylase activity, NAD-dependent. The coding region runs from base 168 to 1058 and encodes 296 amino acids. The transcript is spliced from 9 exons. Lineage: Eukaryota; Metazoa; Arthropoda; Arachnida; Ixodida; Argasidae. Gene Ontology annotation, cellular component: nucleus.
UUCGUUUAGCAUCUGUUAUCUGUUUGUUUGCAUGGUUUUCAUCGUUCGUGUUUUUCUGUUCAAACUUACAAGUGCUUAAUAGCACACGGUGUGUGUAGUUAACAGAAGAGUGGAAUCCAAACGACAUCAUAGUAAACACUGCAUGGUUUUACUGUUUUACUACGGUGAUGGCGUCACGUGUGGUGUUAACCCGACCGUUUUCUGGAGCGAGAUUGUUGACGUCCAGCUCGAAGACUAUGCUGAAAGCCCGAAGUCAACCAAGUUCCGAUCUGGCAGCUUUCAAAGAAGUCCUUAAGGCGGCUCGGCACGUUGUUGCACUUACUGGUGCAGGAAUUAGUGCCGAAAGUGGCGUACCUACAUUCAGAGGAGCUGGAGGGCUCUGGAGAAAAUAUAAUGCCCAGGAUAUUGCAACACCUAGUGCAUUUUUGGCAAACCCUUCACUGGUGUGGGAGUUCUACCACUACAGAAGAGACUUAGUUCUUCAGAAACGUCCUAAUCUUGCACAUCAAGCCCUUGGUAAAGCUGAAGACAGCUUUGAGAAGGCUGGAAAGAGGUUUGUGGUUAUCACACAAAAUAUUGAUGAGCUUCAUCAAGCAGCAGGAACAAAAAACUUGUUGGAACUUCAUGGCACACUUUUCAAGACGAGGUGUACAAAGUGUGGAGAUGUUGCGGUGAACAAAGACAAUCCAAUUACACCAUCUCUUCGUGGAAGGGGGGCUCCGGACCCUAACGCACCCGAUGCAGCCAUUCCAGUAGGGGAACUACCAAGGUGCAAAAAGUGCUCAGGUCUGCUAAGACCUCAUGUGGUGUGGUUUGGCGAGUCACUUGAACCAGAUGUUUUAUCAAAAGCCACUGCUGAACUAGACAAGUGUGACCUCUGCUUGGUGAUUGGCACAUCCUCAGUUGUGUACCCUGCUGCAAUGUUUGCACCAGAAGUUGCAGCACGUGGUGUGCCUGUUGCAGAAUUCAAUUUGGAAACUACAGCUGGCACAGAAAACUUUGGCUUCCAUUUUGAUGGUCCAUGUGGGACAACUCUCCCUCGGGCAUUGGACAUCUGAACUUCUGUUUCCUGAGAGCAUUUUAUCUGCUCUGUGCAACUGUCAUAUGCCAAAGCUUUUCUAUUUUGAUGACCAUAUCCUUGGAAUAUUAGAAAUUUUGUGCAAAUGUAGAGAGAUCGACUAUCAUGUUAACCAAUUUAGUUAGUUACCACAAUAUUUGAACAGGGCUGUUAUGCAUUCUCAUGAACCUAACAGAUUAGUCUCCAUCCUAGUAUAUUCUUUAUUAUAGCCUAGCAUCAUAAGCUUGGUUAGAAAUGUGCACUAUGAGGAAAGGUGGCAGUGAAAAGCGAGCAUAAUUAAUUAGGUUCAUUCUCUGAACUUAAGUCAAUGCUGGCAUGCUCAUCUCAGCAGGUUCUACAUACAUUAUUGAAAUGGAAAAAUUAGGGUAUUACCUUUUCCAUGCAUAUUAACAUAGUAGUAGUAGUAAUGUCGAAAUUUGGGUUCUGCGCAAACAAAGACCAGGCCCAUUUGAUAUAUAGCUAUAAAAGUAACGAUGUAUGGCAAGCAAGAACUUGAAAUUUAAUAUGCUGUGUUGUGCUAAGUGUCCCCUCCUCCCCAUUUUUUCUGUCUCUCUCUCUGCAUGAUAUUGUGAACAUUGAAAAACAAUCAUGUUCACAGAUGCAGGUGUCAGCAUGCAUACAUGCUAUGUUAGGAUCACAUUCCAAAAGCUUCUUACGUCAUCAUGGUGGUAAGUCUACAUCUUUUCAUCAACAAAUGUGCAUUGCAUGCAAACAAGCAUUGCAAUUUCUAAUUUUGAAAUGCAGAAGAAAAUUGUAAAAUUUGCCAGUAGACAUCUGCUGUGCAUUAUUUAGCAUGUUACAUAAUAUGGAAUGUCCAGUGGUAUAUGAAAUUGAGCUUAUUGACCAAUUAUACCAUUCCACUUUAUUCAGAGUGUGCUUUAACCUCCUAUAUUGAGAAGUUAGUAUAAAUCCAAAAGUUUGAAAAUGACAUGUACACUGAAAAACAUUUUCAAUAUGGGCAGUUCUGCACACUCAAUGUUUGGUAUGUUGAUGAUUGGACACCUAGCCUAGCUCUGCAGAUCUCCUUUCGCUUUCUGCAAAGAUCAUGCAUGUACUGAUCUCUAGUAGCAGCUCAAUUAAAUAACACAAAGCCUGCACUGUAACAACCAUGGUAACUAUGUAGUACAGUACUGAUUCUGUAUUAUGAUUGAUUGUAUGUUGUUACACCUGUGAAUGCUUGAGAACCAACUGAAAACUAUUAAUAAAGUGAGGUUACAUCAGUAA